UUGAAAUUUGUGACCGGAAGUGGAGUAUGUGUCUCACACGUGAGAGGUGGAUGUGUCUGACAGCGGGCGGAGGCGACAGAAUGUGGAGCUGCUACAGAGACGGGCUUUUUCCCAAAAAGAAGAAGGAGGAAAAAGAGUCAGUAACAUUUCCAGCUAUAAACAGUGGCCCAACUUCACUAUGUCAGAGGACAAACAGAAAGGGGCAUUACACCAAACAGAAAGAGGAGUCCAAUAUUACAAAUCAACUCAAAUAUCCACUACCACUGCUGCAAACAGACAACCCCCCAAAAAAUCCUUACUUAGAGGACAAAAUAACUGACACACUGCAUCAGGGCCUUUUUUUCAAGAUUAAGGCUGCCAAGGCCUUACAUAAAUAUGGGAGAACAAUUGACGACUCGGAGUUACUAAGGAGCAUAGAGGCUGAGGAUGAGGACAAAGAAAAAAGAGAGACAGACACUUCUCUGUCUGUUAGGUCAAACAAAAAUCAUGUGGACAAAAGAAGUGAAAAUAAACUCCCAGGGACUCACUUGUUGUGCGGUACAAUGACCAAUGAGGUUCAAAGAAAGAAGGAGCCGCAAUGUCUUGUUGAAGAGAAGAGAUUCAUGGUCUACAUAUGUGGUGGAUACAAAGACACAGUUGCAGAGAGAAGUGUGCUUUUGGAGAACGUUUAUCCCAGACUGUAUCUCUACUGUAAGCAGAGAGGCUACGACUUCAGAAUGGUUGACCUCCGCUGCGGGGUUGGAACACCUGCUGCUGAACGGCACGACACUGUAGAGCUGCAUGUGGAGAAUCUCCAACUUUGUCAGGGAAGCCAGGGUCCAAACUUUAUUUUGUUUGUAGGACAGAAGUAUGAGGUCCAGAGCCUUCCCUCUACCAUCACCAGAGAGGCUUUUGAGGCCAUAAUAAAAGUGGUGGAGAGAGACCGACAGCAAAUGCCCGGGAACAAACCAAUGGAGGACUUACCUGCCUCAGGCUCCCAGUCCAGCAUCACUACAGACAGCAGCUCUGACAGUUUCAUUCAGGGUUCAAUUUACGGGAGUUAUCUAAAUUUUGGAGAACAGGCUACAUACUCAGGACUGCUGAGCCAGAGCUCCCACAAUUCAUUUUCAGAAGGAGAUAUGGCCAGACACAGCUUUGUGGGUGCAAAGAGUCUGGGGGAUUUGGAAAAAGACCUAACAUUACUCCAGAUGUACUACAAGAUGGAUGAGAAUUGCCUUCCUCCUGUCUACCGCUUAGCUCUCAUCAGCUGUCACCAUCCUGACAGUUUGAGCAUGGACAGUGAGCGCAGGAGACAGGCCAGGAAGGACUGGAGCACGGCCUGCCACAGACUGUGUGGAGUUCUACAACGCAGCGCAGUUGAGGCACUUGGACAAGAGCAGGCAUCACUGUUACUCAGAACAAUUCUUGACUGGGAGGUAGAGACAGGUCUGCAGUCUGUAGAUGGGGCUCCACCAGAAGAGCACUGCCACUGCUAUAAGAGAGUCAUCCCAGACCUUUACUUCAACCUGAAUAAUGAACACAUCACUCAGUACAUUGACCUCCUGAAGGGACAAGCUCAGCUCGACCCAGUACUCAGCACAGCACACCAGAAAUUUAUGGACCGGCUCCAUGAGAAGCUGCGCCACACCAACAUCUAUGAGCGUAAUGUAGGAUGGGGACGGAAAGGCCUGAACCCCAAACACAAUCGUUCACACAAGUUCUACACCAAGCGCAUCUCCUCCCACUUUCAACGGACUGUUAUCAAUUCCCUCAACAAAGUAAUGAAGGUCAACAAAACUCAAGGCCCUUAUCACACAGUGAGGAGAGAAGCUGUCAGAGUGCAGAUACAGGAGGAGAUACAACGUCAUGUUGACUACGGACUCCAUCUUGCAAAGGGUUGUACUUUGAGGCAGGCUUUCCUAGCUGAUGUGAAGAAGGCAGUGGAGCAGUCAAGAACCAGACUCAUCCUCCUGCUGGGUCCACCAGGCUGGGGAAAGAGCACCUCCAUGGCUGCAGUAGCACAGCUAGCACCCUCUUGGCUAUCUGGAGCUGUGAAGAUAUUGGUGCACUUUAUUGGCUUUACUGGGGAGAGCAGGAAUGUUCGUCUGGUCCUGCAGAGACUUUGUGUCCAGCUGGCUGAAAUCUACCGUCCCCACACACAGCUGUCAGAGGGUCUCCCUCAGCUUAUCAAUGAGUUCCACUCUCUUUUGGGCUUUGUGGGAACAGAGAGGCACCUGGUGGUCCUGCUGGAUGGGUUAGAUGAGCUAUCUGAGGAACACUGUGCAGACCUCUCCUGGAUAUUAACCCCUCUACCCCUAAACGUCCACCUCAUUGUAUCUGCAACCACUGACUCGCCCUGCACUCACACUCUGCAGUCAGCCCAUCCCAUGGUCCUGUCUCUCCCUCCAAUUAGUCCAGAUGACAUCAAAGCAGCAUUAGAGACCAAGCUGCGGACUGACCAAAGGUGUCUGCAGGAGCACCAGUGGCAGCUGCUGGUCCAGGCCUGUCUGUCUUGUCCAUGCCCUCUGUACCUGGAAGCAGCUUACUCUGAGAGCACGCUCUGGACCUCCUACUCCCACCAGGCUAGCCUCAGCCUUCCAGCCAGCCCACAGGGCCUCUACCUCACUGUGCUGGCUCGCCUGGAGAGAGAGCUGGGGAGGCAACUGGUGAGACGGACUGCAUGUCUGAUAUCCAUCUCACGUUGGGGAGUCACUGAAGAGGAGUUACUGGACCUACUGGCCCAAGAUGUGGGAGUGCUCCAGGAAGUGACCUCAUAUCACUCCUUUUCCAGUCACCCCAGGGUGCCUUAUGUCUUGUGGGCUCGACUGAAACGUGCCCUCGGCCGUCACCUAACUGAGGUCAGGACAGACGCAACGUGGGUGUACCGCUGGACGCAUUCCGAGCUGAGCCGUGUGUGCAUAAAGCACUACUUAACAGAUGAUUCUCGUAUGGCUCUGCACGCAGACUAUGCUCACUACUACAGAGACAAGUCGCAACACACAGACAUAUUUCAGCCACUGGCAUGGACUCUGGAUGAGGUGCAGGAUGGUGGAGGUGUGACUAAAAGUUACAGAUUUAAUCUGAGGAAGCUUCACGGGUUGCCCUACCACCUGGUUCACUCAGGCCAAAUCCUGCCCUUCCUGUCUGAAUGUAUUUUCAACUACGAGUUCCUGCUACAUAAGGCCUGGGGUCUGUCUGUCCUUGACAUCGAGGAGGACCUGAAGAAGGUUGUGCUGCCAGACAAGUUGUUGGUGGAUGUGGAAGUGCUUGCGGGUGCUCUGGAAAUGUCCAGAGCGGUGCUGCUGCAGGACCCCUGUCAGCUGGCCUCCCAGCUUAUGGGUCGACUGGGACAAAUGGUUAUUGAGGACCGUCCUGUUGCUAAAGGUGACCCGCUGAAGUUCAGCUACCUCCAUUCUCUACUGGCUCAGUGUGCCCAGUCCUCCCUGCCUGUGUUGCUUCCCAGCUCCACCUGCUUGCUGACCCCCGAAGGCCUCCACCACACCCUGCUGGCAGGUCACUUGACCAAUGUGACUGCCCUGGGAGGGGGGCAGAAAGGACCCUUGGGUGUGACCAGUGAAUCUGAUGGAAGCCUGAGGUUUUGGGAUCUGGAGCAGAGGCGGAUCAUCAGGAGCCUGGACGCAGUGGGUGGAGUUGUGGGAGAUUCAAUCACUCUGGGUCUGGAUGAUAGGAUGCUCAUAGUCUGCAUGGGACAAAGUCUGCAGGUGAGAGAGGUUCAAUUCGGACGAGUUGUGUAUUCAGAGAGUGACUCGGUGGACCUUCCCAUAGUAACAACGACUUGUGACGGACAGCUGCUGGUGAUCUUCUAUGAUGGAAGUCAUCUAGUCAAGGUGUUUGACCUGGCCGCCUCCUGCUCUCUGCUGCACUGUGUUAACAUUUCCAUGGAGCGUGAGGCAAUCCACAAAGACCGCUCCAUUCUGCUGUCCAACAACUCCAUCAAGGACUACGUCCUCUUUGCCUACAGGUCUGCUGGUGAGGCAGCUGUAUUCAGUGCGAGAGGGGGCGCUGUGCUGUCUGUCCUAUCAGCUCAAAAUGGUGCUGCCUCUAUACAAGCCGUGGAGAUGACUGAAGACUACCUGCUGCUCUUCUGCAGAUACCCUUACAGGAGUGGCUGUGAAAUCAUCCACAUCGAACUCUUCAGCUCUGUCUCCUUCCUCUACCUGCGGUCGAUACUGGGCUGCAGCCAAGACUGCAUUUCCCAGGUCACUGUCAACCGGGCAGGGACUCACGUCGUGGCUUUUUGCCCCUCCCCUCGUACCGGCAUCACUGAGCUGGUCACGUGGAACCUGGAGACAGAGGACCACAAACACAUCACGCGCUUCCCUGCAUUGCUGACCAAAGGCGUGUGUUUUGACCUGCGCUACUGCCUGGGGAUCUGCAGCGGAGAGAAGUACCUUCGCCUGUGGGAUCUGACCUCCAGGAUCAGUGACCAGACUCUUACCUACAACAUCUAUAAGCUCAGGAGUGACGGCACAGAGGAAGUCAUCCCUGUGGGGAAACCCCCGAGGUAUGCUGUGUGCCGCUCCGUCAGAGCUGGGACGGUGUAUGUGUGGAACUUGACCAGACGGCGCUUCGUCUGCCAACCAGUCAGAGUGGAGCACGGCCUCUACAGCAACACUGAUGUGGUGCUCGCCCAGGACUUCAAACUGUACAUCUUUACAGACAGAAGCACAAACAACAACAUGGACGGCCAUUCAUAUCUAUUCCAGACUCUUCUGGUGUAUGAUUUGAUUAAGCGGCGCUAUGUGAGUAGACAGACUGGGAUCGCAGUUAUUACCUGUCCUCGGCAUGAAUACUGUCUUCUCAAUCAUGGACGGACUCUUCUGGGCCUAUCAGAGACCAGAGAGCAUCUGAUCCUUUGGGAUCUGGACUCUGGCUCUAUCAAACAUGAGCUGAAACCAUCCCACAGAGAGUCGCUCCUGUGCAGCAGCUCUGUCCGAGACUUGCAGCUUAAUGCGACACCACGCAGUGAGACAACAUUGAUGCCGUGGGACAUUCGGACAGAGAGCCAGUCUGAAAAGAAGAGAAGGCUGGAGAGAGAGGCAGAAAGAGAGAAAGAGGUGAAAAGGAGGCUGGACAAAGAGAAAUACAACUCUAUAGACCAGUACGUCCUCAGUGGAGAUGAGCAGGUGGUGGUGUGCUCCUACUUUGCUCACCACCUCAAUGUCUUCAGCAUGAUUUUGCAUGAACACCUCCACACCUUGGAGGAUAGAACAUCACUGCUGAGCCUCCACACUGCCGCUAUUACCUACACUGGCAGUCACCUGGUGCUGACUCACUACAACCAAGACCAGAGGAACCCCUACGUCACCCUCUGGGACCUGCACAAAGGAACGGUGAGGAAAGAACUGAGGAAUGAGGCUGGAGUGUGCUGCGUAGCUAUCACAGAUAAUGCAGACAGAGUUGUCUUUGGGGUCACAGGAAGAAACAGACUGAAGGUGUGGGAUCCCUUCAAGGGAAACUAUAGGAGCAUCUGUGGCUAUGAGAAUCUGACCAUAGAAGUCUCCAGUAAGCUGUACAUGACAGAAGGAGGAACCAAAGCCAUUCUGUUGUCAGUGAUGCCGUGGGACAUUCGGACAGAGAGCCAGUCUGAAAAGAAGAGAAGGCUGGAGAGAGAGGCAGAAAGAGAGAAAGAGGUGAAAAGGAGGCUGGACAAAGAGAAAUACAACUCUAUAGACCAGUACGUCCUCAGUGGAGAUGAGCAGGUGGUGGUGUGCUCCUACUUUGCUCACCACCUCAAUGUCUUCAGCAUGAUUUUGCAUGAACACCUCCACACCUUGGAGGAUAGAACAUCACUGCUGAGCCUCCACACUGCCGCUAUUACCUACACUGGCAGUCACCUGGUGCUGACUCACUACAACCAAGACCAGAGGAACCCCUACGUCACCCUCUGGGACCUGCACAAAGGAACGGUGAGGAAAGAACUGAGGAAUGAGGCUGGAGUGUGCUGCGUAGCUAUCACAGAUAAUGCAGACAGAGUUGUCUUUGGGGUCACAGGAAGAAACAGACUGAAGGUGUGGGAUCCCUUCAAGGGAAACUAUAGGAGCAUCUGUGGCUAUGAGAAUCUGACCAUAGAAGUCUCCAGUAAGCUGUACAUGACAGAAGGAGGAACCAAAGCCAUUCUGUUGUCAGGACAGUUGAGCCUGUGGGACCUGGAGGCACGCAGCGUCCUGUCUGUGCUCACCCUGGAUGCACAUGUCCGCUGUAUGAGGCUGCUUCGUGGACGUGAGAUAUCCGUCGUGCUUGGCCUUAGCCACAGCUCCGCCCUCAUCAGCAUCAAGUCAACAUCCAGGAUUGUCAGCUCAGCAGCUCAAGUGGCUCAAGACGGCGACCUGUUUGGAGAGUCCAGCAGCAGCGAGGGAGAGGAGGACUCGUAGGCCAGUCAGUGAUGGACAGAAAUCAUGACAGAACAAAUUAAAUCCUUAUCAUGACACAUGGAGUAUGAAGAAAUAUACUUUGGAGAAAAGAUGUUGUGCUGAUAAACACCAUUACACUGAUAUAUUUGUGUCAUAACUAUGCACUUUUAUCUGCAUUACAUCCCCCAAAUAGUUAUGCAGGGUAUUUGUGGUGUGAUUAUUAGUUUUUAUAUUUAAGAUAGUUACACUAUAAACUGCAAAUAAACAGAAAUGUCAUAAUAUCAUCCAA
Messenger RNA from Micropterus dolomieu (smallmouth bass), 6642 nucleotides. RefSeq lists its product as uncharacterized. The record is from RefSeq and is a predicted model, not a curated record. Gene Ontology annotation, molecular function: protein binding. The transcript has 36 exons. NCBI's taxonomy places the organism in Eukaryota, Metazoa, Chordata, Actinopteri, Centrarchiformes, Centrarchidae. The coding region runs from base 27 to 6374 and encodes 2115 amino acids.